AUGUCCUCCCACUCUCGCAAGAUUGUUCCCAAACCCCUCGACCCCGCCUCCAGACUCCCAAAAGCCGAGGUAGAACGUAUGUUCUCCCUCAUACGUGGCUCUCGUCUUCCAGAAUCGAAUAUCGUUCCUGGUGCUGACUGGGAUUAUGGGAUUCCUUUGACGAGGCUGAAGGAGCUGAGGGACUUUUGGCUCGACAGUUGGUCGUUUGACGACUUCCUGGCAGAGAUCUCCCAGUGGGAACACUACACGGUCGAGAUCGAGCAGAACGACGUGCAUUAUGUGCAUAUCAAGAGUGGAAAGGAGGGCGCCAUCCCCCUGCUCAUGACCCACGGCUGGCCUGGCAGCUUCUACGAGUUCCACAAGGUCGUCGGCCCGCUUACAUCCCCCACCUCAGAGGCCGAUCCUGUGUUCCACAUCGUCCUCCCCUCACUACCGGGGUAUGGAUUCUCGGGCCCACCGCCGAGGAAGGGGUGGACGCUCAUCGACAGCGCGCGGGUGUUCAACACGCUCAUGGUUGAUGUGCUCGGGCAUAAGGAGUACGUCGCCCAAGGCGGGGACUGGGGAUACUGCGUCACCCGUGCCCUCACAGCGAACCACAGCGACCACUGUCGGCUGGCGCACUUCAACAUCCUCCUCGAGUUCCCUCCCCCGGCAUACCAGUGGCCCUUCCUCAUCGCCCUCUUCGCACUGCCCAAGUGGGUUGGGCGAAGGGUGUGCGGACUCAUUCUGAGCGAGAGGGAGAUGGAUAGCUUGGCGAAGCAGGUGCAGUUUAGGGAUUCGGGCAUGGGGUAUAUAUCUAUCCAGGGGUCGAAGCCCGCAACAAUCGGCUACGCACUGAACGACCAUCCAGUGGGGCUGCUUGCCUACAUAGGAGAAAAAUAUCAUUCCUGGUCCGACCCCAACAAGCCUAUCAGCGACGCCGAGAUCGUCAGUACCAUUUCGCUCUACUUCCUGACCCAGACGUUCGGGACGAGCGUGCUCCCGUAUUUCGAGACCAAGGACGCGUUUAUGCGCUUGCCGAAGCAGGGCAAGGGGAGCAAGAGCGCGGUCAGUGUGUUUAAGCAUGAUGUGCUUGGUGCACCUCGGAGCUGGGUAACGGGAAAAUUGAAUAUCGCAUUCUACAAAGAACACGAUGCUGGAGGACACUUUGUGGGCUUCGAGCAACCCGAAACGCUCGUCGCAGAUGUGCGGGAGUUCGUUAAAGGGAAUUGGAAAAAGUAGAUGACUUUGCAUUGGAUUGUUUUGGUGGAAUCGCCUUGGAUGGCUCGUGCCCUGGAAGGGAGAGCUUGUUUUAUUCUGAAGCAUCUUAUGGACUGGAUCUUCCUCUAUCAUGUUAUUUUGGAUAUCAGUUGUUAUC
This is a messenger RNA of Dacryopinax primogenitus, 1357 nucleotides long. RefSeq names its product epoxide hydrolase. Lineage: Eukaryota; Fungi; Basidiomycota; Dacrymycetes; Dacrymycetales; Dacrymycetaceae. Bases 1 to 1221 code for a protein of 406 amino acids. Gene Ontology annotation, biological process: epoxide metabolic process. The transcript has 8 exons. Gene Ontology annotation, molecular function: epoxide hydrolase activity. The record is from RefSeq and is a predicted model, not a curated record.